ACCAUCAGACAGAAGAAACAGACAGAGGAUCUGACCAGUGCCAUCCACAGAGUGAGACGAUCAAACAACCUAAAGCUCUCCAAACAAGAUGAAGACAUUCAGAGUUGCAGUUGUUGUGGCCGUCAUAUUCACGUUUAUUUGUAUCCAGGAGAGCUCUGCUGUGCCAGUCACUGAGCUUCCAGAGGUGGAAGAGGCAAUAAGUAAUGACGAUCCAGCUGCUGAACAUGAGGAGACUUCAGUGGAGUCAUGGAUGAUGCCGUACAACAACAGACAGAAGCGUUCCUUUAAAUGUAAAGUGUGCUGCGGCUGCUGCCGGCCUGGUGUCUGUGGACUGUGCUGCAGAUUCUGAAGAUUCCUGCUUCAAUAAACCAUAAAUAUUCAUUUGUAGUGCUUUAUCCUUUGUUCAUGUGUAGUCCAUGUUCUUACUCAUGUGACAAAAUAUUUGGCUGGUCACAACCUGCAUAAACACAAUAAACUUCUACAUUAUAGUUUUA
Labrus mixtus (cuckoo wrasse) is the source of this 494-nucleotide messenger RNA. Its product is annotated as hepcidin-like. The record is from RefSeq and is a predicted model, not a curated record. Gene Ontology annotation, cellular component: extracellular region. Lineage: Eukaryota; Metazoa; Chordata; Actinopteri; Labriformes; Labridae. Gene Ontology annotation, biological process: defense response to bacterium; intracellular iron ion homeostasis. The transcript is spliced from 3 exons. Bases 89 to 349 code for a protein of 86 amino acids.